UCUCUCUUCCUCUCCCUCUCUGCCUGCCUGAGCAAUAGAGCAGAGAAAACAAACCUGUUAAGCUGGCUGCAACCAGGAAACCAAUCAAAGGGUGCACCAAGAAGAAACAAAGAGAGAGAGAGAGAGAGAGAGAGAGAGAGAGCAAAGGUGACAUCAAAACAGAGACACAGAGAGGAGGGAGCCAAUGACAGAGAACAUGUUUCCGCUGUGUUCAGCUCGGCUCCUUUCACCCUGAGAUGUGGAACAGCUGUGCUUCUGAUAUGAAUACUGAUCUGGAAAAGGACUGAGAAGAAGUGAGCAGACAGGAUUGGCAGCUUUGUGUGCAUUUUUUUGUGAUGCUGUACCUGAACAUGCUGUCCGUUGUUGGAUGCUGAUGGAUUGAUAUGGAUCAAGACUGGAUGCUGAGUGAAGAGGCUAAGAUGUGUGCUUUUCAAAUAAAGCUGGGAACUCACAGAAAUCACUUGAAAGACCAUAAAUACCAGUGUAAACACUUAAAAACUUGAGCUUAUCACAAUAGCUCCUCCUGUUUCUGCUCACGCAUACAAAAAUUGAUUUUUCAAUUAUUAUUUAUUGUAACGCCCCCACACAUGCAAAUAGCCUGACAGUUAAGGGUAUAUUUUGAGCCACAUCACUUUCAAACAGUCACCAAGGAAAUGAUGGCGGCUGCAGGUUCAGGAACUUCCAGAAGCCCUAAAUCCAGCUCUCAGCUCCCUACAAGUGGAGACCGACGGCUGGUGGACAAGGCCCUAAAAAGAUUGGAUAAACUCCACGAGCUGUGCACUAACCCUCGGCUCGGUCUGAGGAGCAGUCCACCAUACCUACCUGAUCUGGUUUCAGAAACAUCAAAGCUACUCGUGCAGGUUUGGGAGCCCUGCAGAGGCUCCAAGGCCGCAGGCGGACAGGUGCCCCGAGGAGACGAGGCCAUAUAUUUGAGGGUCCAUGUCAAAAACCUGCUGGAUAAGACGGACAGGGCCGUGCUGCUUUUUAAAGAGGGACGGGAGAAGAUAUUUGAAGAGAUGUCCAGCUACAGGAGGAACUUGACCAAACUGUCUUUGCUGUUCAGUCACAUCCUCUGGGAGCUGAAGGCCAUGUUUCCAGGGGGCGGAUUUCAGGGGGACACUUUCAGGUUGACCAAGACAGAGGCCGAGGAGUUUUGGCGGGAUUCAUUUGGAAACAAGUGUAUCGUGCAGUGGAAUAGUUUCAAAGAGAAGCUGCAGGCUGUGCAUGCAUUUGAAGAGGGUAUGGAGUCCAUGGCUCUGAAGUCAACGAUAGAUCUCACCUGUAACGACCACAUCUCUGUGUUUGAGUUCGACAUCUUCACUAGACUGUUUCAGCCCUGGAGAUCACUUAUCAGGAACUGGAACCAGCUAGCAGUGACCCAUCCAGGCUACAUGGCCUUCCUCACCUAUGACCAGGUUGUAGCUCGUCUGUCACACUACCUGCAUAGACCAGGGAGCUACAUCUUUCGUCUAAGCUGCACUAGAAUGGGCCAGUGGGCUAUCGGCCAUGUGACCAAUGAUGGUAACAUCGUCCAAACCAUCCCCCAGAAUACACCUCUUUACCAGGCACUCAUUCAGGGCUUCAAGGAAGGCUGCUACUUGUACCCAGAUGGCCGUGAUGUGAACCCCGACCUGACGACCUUAAGUGAGCCAGCUCAGAAGGGCAAGGUCAAAGUUACAGAAGAGGAGUACGAGCUCUACUGUGAGAUUGGCAGCACCUUCCAGCUGUGUAAGAUCUGUGCAGAGAGGGAUAAGGACACACGCAUCCAGCCCUGUGGACAUCUCCUGUGCAAACCCUGCCUCAUAGGCUGGCAGCAGAAGUCAGCUGGACACAACUGCCCUUACUGCCGCUGUGACAUCAGAGGAACAGAGUCGGUCCUCAUCGAGCCGUACCUCCCAGGCAGCGGUCAGUGGGAGGAGGAGGGUGAGGAAGAUGCUGAGGAGGAUGACCAUGAGGACAUUGAACUGAUGGUGAAGGAGAUGGCUGCCCUGAGGAAAUUCUCCAGUUUGGAUGACCAGGCUUCCAGCUCCAGUGUUAGAGCUCCACCCCUGCCCCCUAAGCACAGCACUACCCCACGCUGUCCAUCUACUUCCAGUCAAACGCAGACAUCAGAAACCAAGACGCUGGGCAAACACUCCCACUCUCAUUCACAGGCUCACAGUGGAAAUGAAGCACAUAGAAGAUACAAAAAACACACAAAUGCUAACAGGCUUCAGGGGGAGGGGUCACACAGCAGCGAGGAGGAGAACUCUGUGGGUUUGAAGCUUCCUCCGGCCUCAUCUUUAUCCCACAGUGUUGAAGUCCUGACAGAAGAAAAACUCUCCUCCUCCUCUGCAAAGGGUGUCAACAGUGGAGCAGCAUGGCUCGGACCCACCAGCCCAGUCAAACAGAGACAAAGACGAAAAGAGAGGGAGGAACGGAGAGCAGGGCUCAGAAAAGACACGUGUGGUUUGGGAGACGUCACUAGGUCAAUGUCCUCCUGACAGAAAAACAACCAUGGACUCGUCAAACGAAGUGACAAUUAUCUGCCGACAAAGAUAUCCUGAAUCUACAAAUCGGUCCUUAGAGAGUGUAAAUGUAGUUUUUUGGUGUCAUGUGAGAAUACCCAUGUGUCUGCUGCACUGAUGAGAUCGAGAUGAGUGUGUGGUACUCUCAGUAACUAUUCUUAGUGAGGCCUCCUGCUGUCCAAUAAUCACACUGCCAUUAUCACCAUAGUAGGUUCAGUACUGAUUUCUGAACCUUGUGUCACUGAAAGACUUCUCUAUCAUUGAAUGAUUUACUGAAUAAGAGGGUUUAUAUUUGUAAAUGUCACAAAACAGACAAAGGAACGGAGCUAUUGAAUGAAUUCUACAUUGUCAAUUGAAACCAUGCCAUACGUUUGUUCAUGAAAUAAGUUGUAAGAGUACACAAAGGCCUCUGUUUAACUCCAACAAACAGUUUCAUAUGGUUCUAACAUCAAACUAAUAAAGCUGAAAGCUACACAAGCUCAAA
Molecule: messenger RNA, 2991 nt
Organism: Labrus mixtus (cuckoo wrasse)
Lineage: Eukaryota; Metazoa; Chordata; Actinopteri; Labriformes; Labridae
Gene: cblc
Product: Cbl proto-oncogene C, E3 ubiquitin protein ligase
Exons: 14
Coding region: 654-2483 (609 amino acids)
Biological process (GO): negative regulation of epidermal growth factor-activated receptor activity; cell surface receptor signaling pathway
Cellular component (GO): membrane raft; plasma membrane
Molecular function (GO): receptor tyrosine kinase binding; SH3 domain binding; calcium ion binding
Source: RefSeq, a predicted model, not a curated record